Molecule: messenger RNA, 1179 nt
Organism: Salvelinus namaycush (lake trout)
Lineage: Eukaryota; Metazoa; Chordata; Actinopteri; Salmoniformes; Salmonidae
Product: rho family-interacting cell polarization regulator 2-like
Exons: 7
Coding region: 361-1179 (272 amino acids)
Source: RefSeq, a predicted model, not a curated record
GACCAUCUCAUCCAGGUGAAUUAACGUGUUCCAGUCAUUUCAAACAUUUCUAAUCGAUAACAAUCUUAACAGACUGAAAACUAAUUAUGGAGCGGUUGUAGUAAAAUGUAAUUUGCAUCUAAUAGCGCGGGGUGGAAGCUCUCCUAUCAUUUAUUGGCCACGACUACGUGCGACUGUGUCUGUGUGUAAUGACAGCUCCUGUCCAGUGGGGGGAGCCCUUGGCAGCGUCGAGCCCAGCUCCAGAAGCUCUCAGCUCAGACUCAGCUGUUAGAGGAACUGGGAGAGAUCAGCACAGAACGCCUGGGGAGCAUCACCUCUGCUGCUGACGUGCUCCCAGGGCUGGCGGAGCGGCCUGCUCGGAUGGCUCUGUGGUCGGAGUGUAGUGGUUCUGGUGCACUGUUCCACGCUACGCUGGACCGGGUGCUCAAACACAUGCACCACUGCUACACUGGCCCACUGCAGGAGAGACACCCACACACCGCAGCUGACACAGUGAUCCGGCUGGUGGUGAGUGAGAUGGUGGACAGGAGUGAUCUGGCCUCCUCCCCUACCUGCCACCCCCAUUCGGCCCUGUCCCAGGACGUGGUCCCCCCUUCGGCCCUGUCCCAGGACAUGGUCACAGUGUUUCAGUUCCACAGCUACGUCUCAGAGCACAGCGUGGAGGACAUGGAGGAACACCUAUUGCAGGUAGCCAGAGAAGCUGUGUUUGCGGAGGGCCUGAGUGGUGGCGACUCAGAGCGUUGUCUAAAGGAACUAGAAGAGGUUUCACACACCGGCCUGUGUCCCCGGCAGCAGACCCUCAGGGCCCUGGCUUCCCUCCUCUCCCACCAAGACCCCCAGCUCAGCGAGGCUGCAGCUGCCUACAUAACCUCCGCUUCCUCACACACACCCUUCAGGUCAAAGGCGGUGGAUUGCUACACACAGGCCUUGUGGGAGUCUGGAGUUCAAACCCAAAGGUCUGCCUGUGCUGCUCUUAGCUGUCUACAGGCAGUAGAGAGCCUCCGGGCGGUGGUAUCACUGUGUGACUCGGCAGACGAGGAGCUUCGCCAUGUUGCCAUAGAAACCCUGCUCACUUUCGGUGAGGAGGGUCGUCUGGCGUAUGAGCAGCUGGACACGAUGCCCAGAGAGAUGGUACGACUGGGGACGCGGCGAGGGAACGCCGUCACCACCGCCUUCUGA